Molecule: messenger RNA, 240 nt
Organism: Blepharisma stoltei
Lineage: Eukaryota; Ciliophora; Heterotrichea; Heterotrichida; Blepharismidae
Source: the annotation of a GenBank genome assembly
AUGAGGAAACAGGACACAGUGCUGGGAAGGUUUUUUUUUUCAGCAGUUCUUAAGGGUGUUUCUCGGCCGAUAUGGACAUUUACCCAGCACAAUUCCGAGUUUUGUGUCCUUGACUUGAGCUUCCAUUCUUGCAGACAGCUAACUCGUAAAUUCGAAGUUUUCCAUUGUACACAAUUCUGUGACACCCUGCAAGGUGAUACAAACCCUCUGAUUUGGGGAGCAAAUGGGUCCAUCGUCUAG